Drosophila serrata is the source of this 3039-nucleotide messenger RNA. RefSeq lists its product as uncharacterized. The record is from RefSeq and is a predicted model, not a curated record. NCBI's taxonomy places the organism in Eukaryota, Metazoa, Arthropoda, Insecta, Diptera, Drosophilidae. Gene Ontology annotation, molecular function: protein binding. Gene Ontology annotation, cellular component: cytosol.
GCCUGGCUGCCACCUGAUUCCGUGGCUGGUGGGAAGGGGUGGGGUUCGGUGCGUUCAGGUUCUAUUCUCGCGAUGAUCUCAUUCUCUUUAAACGGGAGCAAAAUCGCAUACCACUGACAUGUGCUCGCCUCUGUUUUGGCAGUAACGACGUACUGGAGACAGCGCCGCUGGGGGAGCAAGGAUGGGAAAGGAUCAGCACCUGCUGGAGGCGUCGCGCGGCGGCGACAUCAAGGCGGUGGACAAGUUGCUGGAGCACUCGAACAGGCGUUUGGGACCGCUAGCCAGCUUUCGACGCAGUCCGAACAUCAACUGCCGCGACAUGAAUGGCUAUACAUCGCUUCACCACGCCUGCCUCAAUGGUCACAGCAACAUCGUCAUGCUGCUGCUCUCGCACAACGCCCUCCUCGAUGUGCCCGAUAUACGCGGUUCGACGCCACUAUUUCUUGCCGCCUGGGCGGGUCAUCAGGAUAUCGUGAAGAUGCUUCUGAUGCACAGACCGAUGGGCGCCAAUCCCAAUGCCCAGACCAUCGAAAACGAGACGCCGCUGCACUCGGGAGCCCAACACGGCCACAACGUGGUGGUGGGCAUCCUCCUCGCCUACGGCGCCGAUCCCGCCAUCCGCAACAAUAGCUUUCAGACGGCCCUAGACCUUGCCGCUCAAUUCGGUCGACUGCAGGUGGUCCAGACCCUACUUCGCCACUGCCCGGACCUAAUAAUGCCAUAUAAGCGGCCGGAUGAUGUAGAGGGCGAGCUGCUGGGCUGGUCUCCCACCAAGCACAUCUUCACACACACCUGCCUACACCUGGCCAGUCGAAAUGGUCACAAGAAGGUGGUGGAAACCCUGCUGGCAGCGGGCGUCGAUGUAAACAUACUCACCAAUGCGGGCAGCGCCCUCCACGAGGCAGCGCUCUGUGGCAAGAAGUCCGUAGUUGUAGCGCUGCUCCGAGCCGGAAUAUUUGUCCAUGCCACUGAUGGAAAUGGACGCACAGCCCUGGACAUACUCUCCGAUUAUCCGCCGCAUGUGACUUAUGACAUUGUGGGUGCAAUAAAUGAGUUCACCAAUGCCACGAGGGAGCAGCCAAGGCCCAUUGUCGUGGAGAACGGCACACAGUCGCUGCCAAAGCGGCUGUAUGAGAAGAACUCGCAGCGCCAGAAGCAGCCGCCGACCAGGCAAAGGAAAAAGCAAGAUCAAGUCAACGGACUUUCACACUCUUUAAGCUCGCUGGAUGUGUUCACCAAGGCGCCGGAGAACUACCUGCAGAUGAAGCCAAUUUUGCAGCAAAAAUCCUUCGGCGAUGUGAACGAACUCCAGGCGGCGGAAGGCGAUGGCGAUCUCUGGGCCAGCUACAAGCCGGUCUACAAGCAGCCAACACUGCCCAGCUUUCGGACCUGCAGUGACAUCUCCAAUGGCUCGGUUCCAUCGAGAUCCUACGAGUAUAUAAAUCUGCUGAGGAAUGGCUCAGCCAGCGACGAUAACUCAGCCAGCACCAGUAGCAAUUCUGCGGUGCGUCAACAGGCGGUGGCCACAUAUGUGGAAAUGUCGCUGCCAUCUCAGGCACCAGUACCAAAGCCACGCACUCGAAUAAACGGCGGAGAAUACAACGAUUAUGCGAAUCUGGUGCCAAUAGAUGAAGUCGAUGGCAGGUUGCCAACUGUGGACAAUAACAACAAUAGUAACAGUAGUAACAAUCAUGGUAAAACCACCAUCAAAUUAAGAACUGUCCGCCACUCACCCACACCGGAUUAUCCACCGCCCACGGUCACCGAGGCGGAGCACACAAUCUUUAACUUCAUUCAGCCGGUGGUUACCUUGCGCAAAAGCAGCUUGCUGGAAGCGAGUGAUUCACCACGAACGGCUAACUCCGCCAGCUCCGAUCAGGUGGAAGAGUUUGUGGCCGAUAUACCAUUCGGUGGCCUCUUCAAGGGAUCAACUUUGAACUUGGCCCCAGAUAUGACAGAUGGCAGGGCAGGCUCAGUGGCGGCGGAUCGAGAAUUUCUUCGCUCGCCCAGCAUGGUACGAUCGGCGCACGCACUCAACCAUCGCCGCAGCUUGUCCAAGCAGCGCUACUCUGCGCUGGGCGAAGAUUUCAGUGCUUCUCGGGUGUGGGCUGAGAUCGACACCAUAUUCGAAAACAUCGGCAACGAAGUCUCGACCAACGAGGAGCACGAGCAGGCGCAACAGGAGCCACAGAGCCUGACUGCAGGCGGAGAGGACUCGCGGCAAUCGCUGCAUAUACGGGACCCAGCGGAACUGUUGCUGGGCAAGAAACAGAGUUCCACGUCCAACUGGUGCCACUCGCCUUAUACACUGAUCUACGGCGAGAUACGAUACUCUCUGUUUUAUCUUGGCUCGACGGUAAUACGACAAUUGCAGGGAACACUUUCAACACGAAAGUCCAUCCAGAAACUGAAGAUCGAUGAGGAGAACAUGAAGUCGGCGGCAAGUGUCAGCGAUUUUAGUUUACUCGAGAACUGCACCACUUCCACAAAGUAUCUAAAAGCGGCCAAUCUCCAGACGCGUCUUAACGUGGACAUCGCAGUCUCCUGCGUUGGCGUCAAGUUCAUAGACCAGGAGAAAAUGAGUGCCAUUUGUUGCCAUGAUAUUGAGAAUAUCAAUUGCGUUUGCCAGGACUCGGAAGAUUUGCGCUACUUUGCCUACAUAACCAAAGAACAGGAACUGCACUAUUGUCACGUCUUUAUGGUGGAUAGUUUGGACCUAGCUAAGGAAAUAAUUCUGACCCUCGGGCAGGCCUUUGAGGUUGCCUACCAGCUCGCUCUCAGCAGACAGAGUACGCCCCUAAUCGAAGAGUGCUAAGCCACAAGCAUGUGCCACAAAUGUUUAUUAUUUAAUUUAUUGCAUUUUACAUGUAAAUGUAUUUUUCAUUUGCUAGUCGUUGAUGCCAUUUCGAUGUUGGCUAUGCUUCGCAUAAGGCAGCAUGCUCACAUGUUAAAGUAUUUAGAGAGAGUUUUUUUUUUUUGUAUUUUUAAUACAUUUUUAAAAUGUUUGUAGACGCAAUAAAAAACCAAUGGCUUAAUUUA